CGUCACAUUAGAACUCUGGCGAGCGGGGUUGAUAUGAGCGUCCUUACUUGCGUCCGCCGUUCCGGAAAAACGUUACAUAGGAAGUCAUCCCAUUCCUGAAAGUGUCGGCCGUCCGUUAGUCGGUGCUCGUAUGCGGCUUCUCGAGAGGGGUAUAUUUCCGCUUUUCACGCCCCGUUCCCAAACUGCCAGAGAAUGGAACCGGCCAAUGAGGCCAAGGUUGACCCAACGUCAAAGGCCGCACCCGCUGCCGUAGAUAUGAACGACGUAACCUCGCCAAGAAGUUCCGCUCGCCAUGGGAAGAGUUAUCAAGUUCGGGCUUUGGGACGAAAGACACUGGCAUACCAGAAACGGCAGCUUUUCACCAACAUCUGUUGCGUUGCAUGCUGUCCACUGUUGAUGGUGGUGCUUUCGGCAGCGCUGGGAAAGGUUAUCCAAAAUCUCGUCGACAAGUCUACAGCGCCGAGAGAUAUUAUUUACUGUUCCUCCGUCGUUGCGCUCGAUGACUCGAACUUCCCACUCCAGAACGUGUCGGACCCGCUGCUACCGUCGACUCCGCCAAUGAUCAAUGGCAACAAAAUCCUUGGCACCUCAGAGGAUCUGGUCUAUCAUGCGAACUUCCUGGUCGGUCCAACCCAGAAUGGCCCACCCAGUGCAGGUAGCUUGGUCGGAAAUGCUCCAUGCGUCAGAUACUUUGGGACCGGGUACAGCUAUCGCACUGGGGAUCCUUACGCCACUGACCCGCAAGUGGCCGCCAGCGCGAACUACGCUACAUACGAUAGUACUUACUCCCCGGAGCCGCGGGGUGGAUGGCUUUCGCCGACCGUUGCUACGAAGCUGGCCCGGUAUCUGUUUCAAUAUGAACUUCGUCCAUGGGCCUUCGUCAGUCAGAGCAGCAGCGUUACGAAUGCGGGCUCGCGUGAGCAAGGGCCGCUCAUCCCAAUCACACCCGCUUUGUCCACCUUCACCCCUCUGAAACCCGCUACAGCAGCGAAUGGACUGCUGGAUACGAUUGAAAGCAGGCUUUACGUGAAUGCCACAACGACGGGAGGCAAUCUGAAUCUUGCCGGAGUCGAAAGCGUCCCGUUCUUCCAAAACGUUGGAAGCGAUAUCAAUCUCGCACUUGGAACGGCGAUUCGAAACGCCGUGGACAGGUUAUCUACGAUAGAUAAGAGCAUCUUUUUCGAAUCCGACCCAGAUCCAGACACCGUUUCGAAGUUCCUGGUAGAUGUGUCUGGCGUGACCAACUCGGUUCCAUACGGAGCUCUUCACCUCGAUACUAUCGAUCAUGCGGCGAAGAAGUACAAGUAUACGAUGCAGAUUGGCAAAGACAAACGAUUUGAGGCCGCUGCAGGAUAUCCUACCGCAGGUCUUCGCCAGGUUUUGCAGCAGGCACAGCUCAACGGCGCCAUCCUCCGGACAAGUAACCCCGGAACGUACGGAGCUGCCGCGAUCACCGCAAGUACCCGCGCUUUCCCGAUCGUCCAAAGCACGCGCCUCGACAUUCCCUUCUCAUCUUUCAUCGGGCGUAUCCUCUUUCCGUUCGGUGUCUCGUUCCUCACCCCAUUCUUUGUUGUGACUUUGGUGAAGGAGAAGGAGGACAGGAUCAUGGGGAUGAUGAGAAUGAACGGGCUGAAAGUGUGGACAUAUUGGCUGGCCCAUUACAUCCAUUUUUACUCCCUCCAUAUCCUAUCCGCUGCGGUUUUCCUGAUUGUCGGAGCCGCCGUCAAAAUGUCUAUGUUCACGAAGACUUCACCUGGCGUGCUGAUUUUAGUCCUGUUCAUAUGGGGCCAUGCUCAAGUUGCCCUGUCCUUCUUGCUCGGUGCUCUUUUCGGAACAUCGCGCACCGGGUUGGUCGUGACUUUCCUCAUCAUCCUGUGCAGUGUCCUAGUCUCUCUCGCUGGCGACAGUCUUUUCGUCGACCAAGCAGCACCGUCAGGCUACUUUGUCUGGCCACCAUUCGCUUUCUAUCGGAUCCUCACGGUCCUCAACCGCACAUCCUUCCAAAAGACGGAACGUCCUUACACGAUCAGUCGCAUCCGUCCAGGGGAUGAGGUGUUUACAGCCAUCAUGUUCAUGAUCUGGGAAUGGUUCGUGUUGAUGGCACUGGCGAUAUGGCUUGGGAAUGGGGGGUGGAGCAAGCUUGUGUUUGCGACCAAGCAUCGGUUAGCGAAUAGGAGGAAACAAAACGAUCUUGGCAAACAGGUAACAGACGAAGAGGCCCAACAACCGCCAGAAAACUACACAUCUCAUGAAGACGCAGACGUCACCGCCGAACGAGCGCGCGUGACCGCUCUAGCCGAGCAUAACAGCAAUCCGCUCAUCCUCAAAGACUUGCAAAAGACCUACGCGACCACGGGCAAGAAGGCGUUGAAAACACUCACCCUAGCUGUGGAGUCUGAUCUUGUGUUUGGUCUGUUGGGACCAAACGGGGCUGGAAAGUCUACGACGAUCAGCAUCCUGACUGGACUGUAUGAUGCGACGGGAGGCAAGGCGUAUAUCGCGGGCUAUGACAUUUACUCGGAGCAGGAAGACGUGUGGAGGGUCGUGGGUAUUUGCCCACAGCAUGACAUCCUCUGGGAUGAUCUCACUUGUGAAGAGCACUUGCUCUUCUACGCACGGCUGAAGGGCAUAUCACCAUCAGAAGAAAAGAAGGUGGUGGAAGAGAGUCUAAGAACCGUCGCGCUGCAUGGCGCGUUCAAGAAUAGGCUAUCGAAAGGACUGAGUGGCGGGGAGAAGCGGCGUCUCUCCAUCGCGAUUGCUUUGGUUGGGCAUCCCAAAGUGGUCUUCUUAGAUGAACCUACGACGGGGCUUGACCCGGAAGUCCGUCGUCUCAUCUGGGACAUCAUCCAGCAGGCCAGGAUAGGCAAGACGAUCAUCUUGACAACGCACUCCAUGGAAGAAGCCGAAGUACUUUGCCAACGCAUCGGCAUCAUGUCUCAAGGCACGUUGCGCUGUCUCGGCUCCCCGCUCCGCCUCAAACAACUCUACGCAAACUCCUUCCGUCUCUCUUUCUCCUCCACGUCUGAAGACACCAUGCCCGCAGCCACACAAUUUGUGGAAUCACAAGUGCUGCCGUCCGGCGGUGAAUGGCAGCGAGACGAGAGUUUUGCCUCACAGGCGACGUAUUCAUUCCCUAAGGAUGAUGACCGGUUACCUGUGUCCAAGGUGUUUGAGAUUAUGCAGGAACAUGCUGAACUUCAUGGCAUUUCGGAAUACGGAAUCGGAGAAACUACGUUGGAAGAGGUGUUUGUGAGGAUCAUUGGAGCGGACGGCGAGGAGGCUUCCGCAGAGUGAGCGACAUUAUUGGAACAUGGUGGGACUCAUAUUACUCUUUUCACUGCAAUCCACCUGACAUGGCUUUAUGUAACUGUACGCGGACCAUGGACUGUCGCACUUUUCUGUAUAAUACACACUGGACAUUCUCCUUCUGCGAAGGAUGAAAUCAUCCGGCGGCCCCGUUCCACAUGUCGAAGGCGUGAUAGCUCCGGAUGCAACACUCCAUAUUCUGUCCCCAAUCCAUCUUCUAUUCGAAGCCAGUCCUUCCAUAUGAUGCUUCGCCCGCAAUG
Fimicolochytrium jonesii is the source of this 3566-nucleotide messenger RNA. RefSeq lists its product as uncharacterized. The record is from RefSeq and is a predicted model, not a curated record. The coding region runs from base 193 to 3294 and encodes 1033 amino acids. Gene Ontology annotation, molecular function: ATP hydrolysis activity; lipid carrier activity; ATP binding. Gene Ontology annotation, cellular component: membrane; intracellular membrane-bounded organelle. NCBI's taxonomy places the organism in Eukaryota, Fungi, Chytridiomycota, Chytridiomycetes, Spizellomycetales, Powellomycetaceae. The transcript has 18 exons. Gene Ontology annotation, biological process: lipid transport; transmembrane transport.